AUGGCGACUUCCGGGUGCAAUCCCACGCAUUUAAACCUGGUCGAGGCUACUAUUCGUGAGCUUCAAUAUGCUCUCGAGAUUGGAGCCAUCACGAGUGUGGAGUUGGUGUCACUCUAUCUCCAUCGUAUUGGAAAAUUCGACUGCCAAGGCCCCAGGCUCAACUCUGUCUGCGUUCUGAACCCAAACGUAUUUGACGAAGCGCAAAGGUCCGAUGACUACCGUGCUUCGGGCAAACCACCUAGAGCUCUUGAAGGCAUCCCCUUUACCGUCAAGGACAGCUUCAUGGUCAAGGGUAUGACUGUAGCCGCUGGAUCUCCAGCAUUCCGCGACUUGGUCUCCUCAGAAGACGCUGCCAUUGUCACCUUUCUGCGAGAUGCCGGCGCCAUCGUGCUAGGAAAGACCAACAUGCCGGCCAUGGCCGACGGCGGCAGCCAGCGCGGACUCUACGGGAGGGCAGAGAGCCCGUACAACCAGACAUAUUCAACCACGGCGUGCGCGUCUGGCUCUUCCAACGGCUGCGGCACCUCGACGGCGGCGAGUCUGGCCGCUUUUGGGUUUGCGGGCGAGACGGUCUCCUCAGGCCGAUCUCCUGCCUCCAAUAACGCCCUGGUCGGUUAUUCGCCUUCGCGCGGCGUCAUACCCAACCGUGGACAAUGGCCACUCUACCCGACUUGCGACGUUAUUGUCCCCCAUACACGGUCCAUGCGUGACCUUUUCGAUGUGCUCAACGUUAUUGUGUCGGACGACGUGCAGUCAGCACGAGGUAUCGACUUUUGGAGAAACAAUCCAGUUGUGUCGAUCCCUAAAUCAUCAGAUACCCGCCCAGCAGACUAUAGCGGCCUGGAGGAUGCCAAUGCGCUUUCUGGGAAACGCAUCGGAGUGCCACGAUGCUUCCUUGGGCACGCCGACGCAAAGCCAUCUCAUUUCAUACACGAAGAUGUCCUCGCACUCUGGCGAGAGGCCAAGGCCGCCCUCGAAGCACUCGGCGCCACGGUGGUGGAAACGGAAUUCCCUCUGCUUGAGCAGUACGCCAAACAGGAUUUCCCCGGUCAAGGCUGUAACGUUCCUGGGAUGACCGAGGCGUGGGUCGGCAUCGAGCGCUGUCAGAUGAUUGCCACCGCCUGGGACGACUUUUUAAGAAAUAAUCAAAGUCCCCAGUAUCCCAAUCUAGCGGCUGCCAACCCCGACGAAAUUCACCCGCACAUUGCCCCCAUGGAUGACGCGUCCCGCUUUUCCGAGGUACAGAAUCAAGUCAGAUACUCCGAUAUGAUCAAAGCAGUGAGAGACCGGAAGGAAAAGACGCUGUACAGCUUUGCCGGCAUGGACGAGGCGCUCCCAGCUUUAGAGAACAUGCGAAAGAAGACCCUUGAAUUAUGGAUGGAUGCACAAGACAUUGAUCUCCUGGCCUUUCCAACCAAUGGAGACGUUGCGUACGCCGAUGCCGAUGAGUCUUUCCAGUCCAUGCAGCAUGCUCUACAAGAUGGCAUCAAGUAUUCCAACGGCGGCCGGGCGCUCAAGCAUCUGGGCGUGCCCUGCAUCACUCUCCCCAUGGGUUUGAUGGCGAGCAAGCAAAUGCCCUUAGGCAUCACGUUUGCCACAAAGGCUUAUGCCGACAAUGAUUUGCUGCGGUACGCCUACGCCUAUGAGACCAUUUCAAGAAAGCGAACCGCUCCGCUGCUGGCGCCAGCCCUUUCUACAGACUUGAUACUUUUGCAUCAAAACUUGUUUGUUAUGGCCAAAGAAAAGCCCAUCAUGGAUGUAACCUCUGCGACGUGGGAGAAGACACAGACUACUGAAUUCGAGGUCCGGAAAGUUUCAAUAGAGUGUAUGUUGUACUCGUCGGCGCCAGCUGAGGAAGUUUGCUCUUUUAGGGUAUUCGUCAACGGAGAUGAACACGGUAACCCCAUCAGGAGAGACGGGGAUCGCUGGAAAUGGAAUGCUCAGCUAUCGCGACCUAGAGUGUUUGAAAGAUAUCCGACCAUCGCAAAAGUACCCAAGGAUCAUUUUCUCGUAGUGUUGGUUUCGAAAUUGGAAAGCGGGAGGGCUGCUGGGUCCAUGGUAUUGAUAGAUUGA
This is a messenger RNA of Pestalotiopsis fici W106-1, 2073 nucleotides long. RefSeq lists its product as uncharacterized. Bases 1 to 2073 code for a protein of 690 amino acids. The transcript has a single exon. Lineage: Eukaryota; Fungi; Ascomycota; Sordariomycetes; Amphisphaeriales; Sporocadaceae. The record is from RefSeq and is a predicted model, not a curated record.